UGGAGAGGAGCGAAGGGCCGCAGGAACCCGGCGGGCAGGAGGGGACAAGGGACAAGGCCCAGAAAGACGGUUUCCAAGGGCUCUGAGGAGUAUCUAGUGCCCCCCCCUUGGAAACCGCCGUUUGCCGCUGCGGCUGGAGGCUCAGGGGAGGAUGACUGGGCUGGAGCUGCUCUGCCAGGUCUGUGCCCUCGCCCUCUUCGCCCGCGCCACUGCCAGCGACCCCUCGGAGGAGCAGGAAGCCGUGCGUUACCUGCGGCAGUUCGGGUAUUUGCAGAAGCCGCUGGAGAGGCUGACGGAGGAGUUCACCGACGCCGAGCUGACCGAGGCCAUGAGGUCUUUCCAGCUGGCCUCCGAGCUGCCCGCCACCGGCCUCCUGGAUGAUGCCACCCUGGCGCAGAUGAGGCAGCCGCGCUGCGGGGUCGAGGACCCCUUCAACCAGAAAACCCUCAAGUACCUGCUCCUGGGCCGCUGGCGCAGGAAGAACCUGACCUACAGGAUCUACAGCUCCACGCCGGACAUGGCGGCCAGCGCUACCCGCCGGGCCAUCCAGGCUGCCUUCCGGUACUGGAGCGACGUGGCCCCGCUGACCUUCCGGGAGGUGCGGCACGGCACGGCCGACAUCCGCCUCUCCUUCCACGGUGCCUACUCCUGGACCUGCUCCCGCCCCUUCGACGGACCUGGGAAGGUGCUGGCUCACGCCGACGUCCCCGAGGAGGGCACGGUGCACUUCGACGAGGACGAGCUGUGGACGGAGGGGACGUACCGCGGUGUCAACUUGCGCAUCAUUGCGGCCCACGAGAUCGGGCACGCCCUGGGCCUGGGCCACUCCCGCUACCCCGCCGCCCUCAUGGCCCCCGUCUACAGUGGCUACCGGCCCCACUUCCGCCUGCACUUCGACGACAUCGACGGCAUCCGGGCCCUGUACGGCAAAAAGACUCCGGCAGUGACGCUGUCUGGGACCCUGCCGAGCCUGUCGCCCACCUCCCCCAGCCUGCCGCCCGGGAAGGUGCCCGACCCCUGCACCGACGGCUUGGACGCCCUGAUGUUCGGCCCUUAUGAGCAGACCUACGCCUUCAAGGGGGGCUAUGUCUGGACCGUGACGGAUUUCGGGACUGGCCCCCUGAAGGAGAUCCCGGCCCUAUGGAAGGGGCUCCCCGAGCGGCUGGACGCGGCCGUGCACUCCCCCCGCACCGGCCGGAGCUACUUCUUCAAAGGUGACAAGGUCUGGCGGUACCGAGGCUUCCAGCUGGACCCCGGCUACCCCAAGGCCCUGACCCGCGUCCCGGCCAAGAUCGACGCUGCCUUCUACUGGCCAGUGAACAAGAAGAUUUUCCUCUUCAAGGGCACCGGCUACUGGCAGUGGGACGAACUGGCCUGGAGCGACUUCAGCGGCUACCCCCAGAAGAUCUCCAAGCUGUUCACCGGGGUGCCCUCCCACCUGGACGCGGCCGUGGCCUGGGAGAACGGCCGGGUCUAUUUCUUCCAGGGGGCCCAGUACUGGCGGGUCAACACGCAGCUGCGGGUGGAGAAGGGCUACCCGCUGAGCACGGCCGAGCGCUGGAUGCACUGCGAGGCCUAGGCGCCCCCGCGGGAUGGGCCCAGGCGCCCUGGGAUCGGGGCCAAGGGGAUGGAGAAGAAAAGGGGGGGAGGGGUUUUUAACGGGCCAGAGGCGCCACCUGCAGGCAGCUGGCGGGAACGGCUCAGGGACAGGACAUUGCGGGGGAUGGGUGCCUUGCCUGGGCAUUGUACCCCGGGGAGCCCCUGCUCCCUCCCUGCACAAUAAACCCCAUCACCAGG
Molecule: messenger RNA, 1797 nt
Organism: Chelonia mydas (Green sea turtle)
Lineage: Eukaryota; Metazoa; Chordata; Testudines; Cheloniidae
Gene: MMP19
Product: matrix metallopeptidase 19
Exons: 9
Coding region: 152-1579 (475 amino acids)
Biological process (GO): collagen catabolic process; extracellular matrix organization; proteolysis
Cellular component (GO): extracellular matrix
Molecular function (GO): metalloendopeptidase activity; zinc ion binding
Source: RefSeq, a predicted model, not a curated record